AUGGUCCCUUCUGGAAGGACAGAACCAACAAACUCAAGAAAAAAGAAAAAAAUUACAAGAGGAAAGCCCGCAAGAAGGCAUUGCAAGAAGCAGCAUCAAGAGAGCAGAAAACAAGAAACACCAAAGAAAAGGGACAUGGAUUCUGAUGUGGUUGCUGUGUGUUCCACUCCCAAAGGUGAAAAGUUUCGGAUAGCAGAAGUUACAACAUGCCCUCCAGCACCAAAGAAGAAGCCAAGGCUGCUUUCUAAUUGCUCUUUGCGUAGAUCACCCUUAGCAUUCUUUGCACCACCAGAUUUAGAGACCUUCUUCUGCUUUUCGCUUCAAGAUCUUCCCGUUUCAUUUGUUUGCUAA
This is a messenger RNA of Glycine soja, 351 nucleotides long. Its product is annotated as cyclin-dependent protein kinase inhibitor SMR13-like. The transcript has a single exon. The coding region runs from base 1 to 351 and encodes 116 amino acids. NCBI's taxonomy places the organism in Eukaryota, Viridiplantae, Streptophyta, Magnoliopsida, Fabales, Fabaceae. The record is from RefSeq and is a predicted model, not a curated record. Gene Ontology annotation, biological process: regulation of DNA endoreduplication.